AUUGACAGCAGACCCUCCUCGGCGCUCUCGCUGGGCGGAGGAGGCGCCGCGGUGCAGAGCCGCGCGGGCCGGCCGCUGCCGGGAGCCCCUGGCCCUGCUGCCCCCUCCCGCCUGCGCCCGCCCGCCCGGCGCGCCUGCCGCGGACCAUUAAACUUGAAGCUGCCGCCUUGUCCCCUCUUCCCCUCCUCCUUCUCCUCCAGCAGGCGACUGAGCGGCUCGGUGCAGGCAAGGGACGUGCUGUCGCCAGAGCUGGGCUGCCCUGGGGACAUGACUUCUCAGAAGGCCGUCCCUGCAAAGAAGAUCACAAGCAGAGCAAAGUUUCAGGGCAGCUGAGGAGCCUUCACCGCAACCCUUCACCCCCAAUCACCCCCGCUGGCUAUGGAGGGCGGACUCUAAAAUGAAUCCCGAUCUGGACCCCGGCCACAACACAUCAGCACCUGCCCACUGGGAAGAGUUGAAAAAUGCCAACUUCACUGGCCCCAACCAGACCUCAAGCAACUCCUCUCUGCCCCAGCUGGACGUCACCAGGGCCAUCUCCGUGGGCCUGGUGCUGGGCGCCUUCAUCCUGUUUGCCAUUGUGGGCAACAUCCUAGUCAUUCUGUCUGUGGCUUGCAACCGGCACCUGCGCACACCCACCAACUACUUCAUUGUCAACCUGGCCAUCGCAGACCUGCUGCUCAGCUUCACCGUCCUGCCCUUUUCCGCUGCUCUGGAGGUGCUCGGCUACUGGGUCCUGGGGCGCAUCUUCUGUGACAUCUGGGCAGCUGUGGACGUCCUAUGCUGCACAGCGUCCAUUCUGAGCCUGUGUGCCAUCUCCAUCGAUCGCUACAUUGGGGUGCGCUACUCUCUCCAGUACCCCACGCUGGUUACCCGGAGAAAGGCCAUCUUGGCGCUCCUCAGUGUCUGGGUGUUGUCCACUGUCAUCUCCAUUGGGCCUCUGCUUGGCUGGAAGGAGCCAGCGCCCAAUGAUGACAAGGAAUGCGGGGUCACCGAAGAGCCCUUCUAUGCCUUCUUCUCCUCCCUGGGCUCCUUCUACAUCCCGCUGGCCGUCAUUCUGGUCAUGUACUGUCGCGUCUACAUCGUGGCCAAGAGGACCACCAAGAACCUGGAAGCAGGGGUCAUGAAAGAGAUGUCCAAUUCCAAGGAGCUGACCCUGAGGAUCCACUCCAAGAACUUUCACGAGGACGCCCUCAGCAGUACCAAGGCCAAGGGCCACAACCCCAGGAGUUCCAUAGCUGUCAAACUUUUUAAGUUCUCCAGAGAAAAGAAAGCAGCCAAGACCUUGGGCAUCGUGGUUGGUAUGUUCAUCUUGUGCUGGCUUCCCUUCUUCAUCACCCUCCCACUAGGCUCCCUGUUCUCCACCCUGAAGCCCCCCGACGCCGUGUUCAAGGUGGUCUUCUGGCUGGGCUACUUCAACAGUUGCCUCAACCCCAUCAUCUACCCGUGCUCCAGCAAGGAGUUCAAGCGCGCCUUCGUGCGCAUCCUCGGGUGCCAGUGCCGCGGUCGUCGCCGCCGCCGCCGCCGGCGCCGCCUGGGCGGUUGCGCCUACACCUACCGGCCGUGGACGCGCGGCGGCUCUCUGGAGCGCUCCCAGUCGCGCAAGGACUCGCUGGACGACAGCGGCAGCUGCCUGAGCGGCAGCCAGCGGACCCUUCCGUCGGCCUCACCCAGCCCGGGCUAUCUGGGCCGCGGCGCGCCGCAGGCCGUCGAGCUGUACGCUUUCCCGGAGUGGAGGGCACCCGGCGCCCUGCUCAGCCUGCCCGCCUCCGAGCCCGCCGGCCGCCGCAGCCGCCACGACUCGACUCAGCUCUUCACCUUCAAGCUCCUGGCCGACCCCGAGAGCCCCGGCACGGACGGGGGCUCCAGCAACGGUGGCUGCGAGUCUGCGGCCGACGUGGCCAACGGGCAGCCUGGCUUCAAAAGCAACAUGCCCCUGGCACCCGGGCACUUCUAGGG
This is a messenger RNA of Ochotona curzoniae (black-lipped pika), 1956 nucleotides long. It is a transcript of the gene ADRA1B, whose product is annotated as adrenoceptor alpha 1B. The record is from RefSeq and is a predicted model, not a curated record. Gene Ontology annotation, biological process: positive regulation of cytosolic calcium ion concentration; adenylate cyclase-activating adrenergic receptor signaling pathway; regulation of vasoconstriction. The transcript has 2 exons. Bases 398 to 1954 code for a protein of 518 amino acids. Gene Ontology annotation, molecular function: alpha1-adrenergic receptor activity. NCBI's taxonomy places the organism in Eukaryota, Metazoa, Chordata, Mammalia, Lagomorpha, Ochotonidae. Gene Ontology annotation, cellular component: membrane.